Molecule: messenger RNA, 2075 nt
Organism: Lineus longissimus
Lineage: Eukaryota; Metazoa; Nemertea; Pilidiophora; Heteronemertea; Lineidae
Product: acid phosphatase type 7-like
Exons: 10
Coding region: 116-1624 (502 amino acids)
Molecular function (GO): acid phosphatase activity; metal ion binding
Source: RefSeq, a predicted model, not a curated record
AUCAAUAUCAUGCUAUUCAGGCUGCAUUAACAUAAAAUCAAUAGGUGAAGCGGCGUGUGACUAGCUCAGUCAGCUGACGGCGUCCAUUGUGAUAGCGACGAGAGAACACAACGAUAUGUGUAUCCGAGGUGAAAUGUUGGUGAUCCUAGCGGUGGUCCUUGUUGUGGGCCUGAUCGCCCAGAUUCAAGCCGUAGAUUUUUAUCAACCGGAGCAGAUCCACAUGUCAUAUGGAGCUGACCCUACGCAAAUGACCUUCACUUGGGUGACCUUUGACAACACGUCGGUCGCCAUUGUUCAAUAUGGCGUCAAAUCGUUUGAAGACUAUACAGCCAAGGGUAUCAUUGAGAAGUUCGUGGAUGGGGGAGCGGCAAAGCGAGUGAUUUAUAUGUACAGGGUGAAUGCUACGAUGUUGACACCUGGACAAACAUACAGAUACCGUGUUGGGAGUCCCCUUGGAUGGAGCACCAUGUUCACAUUCACCGCCAUGAAGAGCGGCACCAACUGGAGCCCGAGGUUCGCCUUGUAUGGCGACAUGGGCAACAAAAACGCCCAGUCGAUGGCCAGGUUACAGACAGAGGCAGAGGAGGGGAACGUGGACUUUAUUGUACAUGCAGGUGAUUAUGCCUACAAUAUGGACAAUGAGAAUGCAACCCGUGGUGACGAAUUCAUGCGCCAGAUCGAACCCAUCGCAGCCAAUGUGCCUUACAUGACAUGUGUUGGAAAUCACGAAUACGCGUACAACUUCUCCAAUUACAAGUAUAGAUUCACCAUGCCCCGAGCUGGUGGCGAAGGCAGAGGGCUGUGGUAUAGUUUCGAUGUCGGGCCUAUUCAUUUCAUAGCAUGGGACACUGAGCUGUACUACUACACCAACUAUGGCAAGCAACAGAUUUAUAACCAGUACAAGUGGCUAGAGCAAGAUCUCAUAGAAGCUAAUAAGAACAGAGCCGAGCGACCCUGGGUCAUAACUAUUGGCCAUCGCCCAAUGUACUGCAGCAACAACAAGAAUGAUAACUUUGAACAUUGCCAAAAUCCUGACAACCUAGUGAGAGUUGGUGACCCAACUCAAAAACCAGGAUGGCCGAGUCCAGAGGACCUAUUCUACAAGUAUGGAGUCGAUUUAGAAAUAGCAGCACACGAGCACGACUAUGAGAGAAUGUGGCCUGUCUUCAACAUGAGAGUGUGCAAUGGGAGCACAAAGUAUCCUUACACCAACCCGACAGCGCCAGUGCAUAUCGUCACGGGAUCGGCGGGCUCUCAGGAAGGCGUUGAUCCCUUUUUCACUAUCCCUUGGCCUUGGAGUGCGUUACGGACCACUGAUUAUGGUUACAAUCGAGUGAAGGUGGUCAAUUCGACACAUCUCUACUUUGAAUAUGUCUCAGAUGUACAGGGAGGAAGAGUGAUGGAUUCUAUCUGGUAUAUCAAGGACAAACAUGGCCCUGGUCUUUACACCUGCCACCUUGGUAUGGAUCAAGACUAUCAUAAGAACAAGGUGAAAGAGUUUGAGAAGAUCCGUGAUGACUUCAACGGAAAGUUCAAGGGAAAGCAGCAGAAAAAGAAAUCGAAACGAAUUCCUCUCAUGCGACUUUUACAGCCAGCCCGGCCAAUUGAACAUGAGCGUCUCUAGAGAUCGGACAGCGAAAAUACUAAUGACAUUCCAUACAAUCAAAGGAGGGCUAGGCAGGAGGUAGGGGUAAGCUGGUUUGACUUGGUGAUGUAAAUAUGCCUGUAACAAUCGUGUCGGUCUACCAUGAGAAAGAGACACCAUGCGGCAACUUAUUGCAACUUUGUUUGGCUCAAUGGCUCCUGCCUCCCUUUGAAUACAAAGAUAACUGUGAUCAAGCUCUACUUAGCCAGCAUAAUCUCAGCCUAUACUUACAUUAUUCUGUGAAGGAUUGUGUGUGUGUGGGGGGGGGGGGGGCUACUUAGCAUCUGUCUUUUCUUUUUUAUCCGACGGCGUGUGCGAAAUCAUUUUGAUCAGACAACCAGCUUCUUUUUUCAAUGCGUUUUCAUUAUUUUGGACCGUUCAUGCGAAAUACAUGAAGAUGCACAAGUUGUAAAUAAAUGAAAAUAUUAUA